CUUGUGACCGGUAUCCUAGGUAUAAAAUCAGCCAAGCAAAGAAAAAAGGUUAUCUUGACAUACAUGGCGAUGUGUAUUCUGAGUGCCGUGGUAGCAGGUUUCGGGUUCAUGUACCGCAUGAGCUAUGCCAUCUGCCAGAGUUGGGCGUGUCACCACCCCAGGGUGUUCACAGCGAGACCGGUGGAUCACCCCUUCCUCGUCACCAUGAUCAAAGGAGAUCCCUACGGCUUUACCAAAAAUUGCACAACAUCAAUUAUCGUCAACAGCAUUAUCUCCACUGUCUUCUUUUUUCAUUUUGUUGCUGCCAUCUCGGGGUCGGUGGUUGCAUGUUGUGGCGGAGUUUGCUGCAACAAACCACAAGUAUUCGUUCCGAAGUCGAUUCUUCUCGCAGAACAAGAAACCGUGCCCAUCAGGAUUCAGUCCUCAACAAAAGACAGAGGUCAGGACCAGAAACGGUUGCUCAAGCCCCCUUCGUACAGCGGUGACGCCAAAAAGAAAGCCGUUAGCUUCAGCUGUAGAGAUCUGCCCUAAACACACUUGGAACUGAUCGACCGCUUGAGGUCGCUCUUACAACAUCAGCAAAGCAACCAAAGAAUGAUGAUAUCGAACUUGAGACGAAUAAACCUUUUCUUAAUGUAUUCAAAUAUAAUGCAAUAGUCAUUGUAAAGUGCCUUGAUACGAAUUAUUUGAUUCACCUGCCGGAAAUACAU
Molecule: messenger RNA, 710 nt
Organism: Strongylocentrotus purpuratus (purple sea urchin)
Lineage: Eukaryota; Metazoa; Echinodermata; Echinoidea; Camarodonta; Strongylocentrotidae
Exons: 5
Coding region: 64-531 (155 amino acids)
Source: RefSeq, a predicted model, not a curated record